Molecule: messenger RNA, 945 nt
Organism: Microstroma glucosiphilum
Lineage: Eukaryota; Fungi; Basidiomycota; Exobasidiomycetes; Microstromatales; Microstromataceae
Exons: 1
Coding region: 230-898 (222 amino acids)
Source: RefSeq, a predicted model, not a curated record
UUUUGCCGACCAUGCGUCUGUACGGGCGCGCUAGGUCUACAAGCCGGACAACAAAGCCGCCAGAUUCGUGCAACCCGUUCGACUGUCACUCAGUCUGAUCGCCGUUGUCGACGUGAUCAGCUCCUCCUCCGGCGACAUCGAUAUCGCACUGGUCAAGGCAGUCAUCCUGGCAUGCGAUGACGACGAUGUCAGCCUCUGCGCGCAUGCCAUUGGCGUGCUGCCAGAUUGGAUGCCCAUCUCUUCUCUACCCCCCGCCCGUGGCAUUCGAGUGGAGCGGCAGCUCGACCGACAGAAUAUACUCAGCAGUACAACGGCAAGGAUUGACAGGAUCUGGGCCUUCCAAGUCGAUGAUCGAGGUCGCAUUGGAUGUCAUGAGCCUGAUAACGUCCGUCUGACUGACUGGGCGAGGAAUAAGGCUCGCUGCCCCGGCUCCUUGGCAAGACAGUCAGGCAUCUUCGAAGAUGCUGUCUUGACAAACCUUGUCUUGAGGCCCGCGCUGGGUGACAUCGUUGCCGACCACAUCCUGGCAGAGCUCCUCACAGCUCUGCCGCUCGCCAUACCGGAUCUUGGACAAGCCAAGGCUUCGGUGCAUGCGUACGACUUCCCCGACUCGCACCGGGGAGAGAUCCGACAGGUCCGGCGAGCUGAACAGGACUGGUAUAUCCUCAAUCUCACUGGCAUAUUCCCAGUUCAUUUAGUGCUCUCGUUUCGAUCGUACUCAUUGCUUCACAUAAAGUCUCAAUCUCUACUGUAUAUCGAGCCAAGAGCUUGCUCCCCAAAAAUAUGUGGCCAAAGUCUCUUAAUCGAACCAGGGCUAACGGAGAUCAGACCACCCAUCACUGGAGUUCAGCUCUCUACGCGUGUGUAUCUGUAUACCUUUGAGCAUGAAUUUCCAUAAUUUUAUUCUUCCCUUAGCGUGUCAGUGUGUCGUAUCCUUCUGCUGUA